AUGUCACUCAGCAAUCAUGAUUCUUCAGUCAAGAUCCUCCACCUCACAGAAGAUGGAUUGAUGCUCUAUAAGAAGCAACUCAGACUUGCUAUAAUGGCAAAGAAGCUGGUGCAAUAUCUUGAUGGUCAUGACAAGGAGCCUGCCACACUCACAGCUCUAGGGGUGGAUUCCGAUGCAGAUGAGAUUUCUAUACCAGAUGCUACCAGAAACACUCAAACUUCAGAUUAUCCUGGAGAAGAAGUUGUUUGGAGCUUGAAAGAUGCACACUCUCUGCUGCACCCAGGAGAAGGGCUCCUGACUGACCCUAGACAAGCUUCAGAAGCUCAAGGCUAA
This is a messenger RNA of Laetiporus sulphureus 93-53, 333 nucleotides long. RefSeq lists its product as uncharacterized. The record is from RefSeq and is a predicted model, not a curated record. The coding region runs from base 1 to 333 and encodes 110 amino acids. Lineage: Eukaryota; Fungi; Basidiomycota; Agaricomycetes; Polyporales; Laetiporaceae. The transcript has 3 exons.